Molecule: messenger RNA, 847 nt
Organism: Erigeron canadensis
Lineage: Eukaryota; Viridiplantae; Streptophyta; Magnoliopsida; Asterales; Asteraceae
Exons: 3
Coding region: 1-834 (277 amino acids)
Biological process (GO): rRNA base methylation
Cellular component (GO): cytoplasm
Molecular function (GO): rRNA (uridine-N3-)-methyltransferase activity
Source: RefSeq, a predicted model, not a curated record
AUGGUCACAAUUGAUCCUGGAUUUGAAAUACUUAUCGGGCUGGUUGGGUUCAGGGGAAAAUACCAAAAUGCUAGUGGCCGGGCUAUUUAUAUGGGCUACUUGAUUUUAGUUUAUGUUGUUGCACUGGGCACAACUUUGUUAGUGGGUGAAGGGAAUCUCACCUAUUCAAAGGAGAUACUGAGACAAGGAGUGAUACAUCCAAAACAGUUGGUGGCUACUGUGUUUGAAUCCGAGGAUUUGGCGUACGGAAGAUAUGCUGGAAUGCGAUCAACUACUGCUGCCCUUAGGAAACAGGGAGUAACCGUUCUAUUUGGCAUUGAUGCCACAAGCAGUCUUGGUAGCAACACUGUCCUGCAGCAGAAACUGUUUAAGCAUAUACAGUUUAACUAUCCACACCACGUCACCGCCAAGUCUGAAGAUUUGGAACCAAACCGAAAACUACUUACUGGGUUCUUUAGGCAAGCCAUACCGCUUUUGGAACAAAACGGGCUAGUUCGGGUUUUGUUGAACACCAAUUACCCUUUUGGAGAGCUAAAAGUUGCUGCUGGUGUGAAUGAUGGUGAUGCAGAGGAGAAGGUACAAGUUGCUGCUGGUGUUAAUGAUUGGAUGAAGGGUUGGAACAUUGAGAUGUGUGCUAAGGAGGCUGGCCUGAAGCUCCUCAAGUAUAAGCCUUUUAAGUUUGGUGAUCACAUUCUGUACAAGCCGACCAAGGGGUUCGGCAAGGACCCCAGCGGCGAGUGGCAGACGGGCGAAUCCCUCUUUUACGAUCUGCAGGUUGAUUGGAGUAAACCGAAGAAUGCCAACGUGAGUAGCAAACCUUCAACUAUAUUGUAGUAUUAACUGAUUG